AUGCAACAAAUCACUCAAAUAAUUAAUUUACUAAGGUCUUAAAAAACGACAGAGAAACAAUGGAACGUGGAGCUCCUCUCUCUCACUAUCAGCUACCCAAAUCUAACUCGGGACUGAACUUGGACCAGCACAACAACUCAAUCCCGACAAUGACCGGCUCCAUCAGUGCAUGCGACGACAAGAGCAAGACUAUCUUGCCGCAGCAACAACCAAGCAUGCCUCGUGAGCAAGACCAAUACAUGCCAAUCGCAAACGUGAUAAGGAUCAUGCGUAAAAUCUUACCGCCACACGCCAAAAUCUCUGACGACGCAAAAGAAACGAUUCAAGAAUGCGUCUCCGAGUACAUCAGCUUCGUGACCGGUGAAGCUAACGAGCGUUGCCAACGUGAGCAACGUAAGACAAUAACAGCUGAAGAUAUCCUUUGGGCCAUGAGCAAACUUGGGUUCGAUGAUUACGUUGGACCACUCAACGUGUUCAUUAACCGGUACCGUGAGUUCGAGACCGAUCGUGGGUGUUCACUUAGAGGUGAGUCAUCAUUUAAACCGGUCUAUGGAGGAAGUGGUAUGGGGUUUCACGGCCCACCUCCGCCGGGUUCGUAUGGUUAUGGCAUGUUGGAUCAGUCUAUGGUUAUGGGUGGUGGUCGGUACUACCAUAACGGAUCGGGUCAGGAUGGAUCAGUAGGUGGUGGUGGUGGAUCUUCCUCUUCUAUGAAUGGAAUGCCGGUUUAUGACCAGUAUGGUCAGUAUAAGUGAAGAUGAAAAUUUCUUUGAUUUUCUGCAUGUCUAUUCAAAACAUGUUUUGGAUAGUUAUUUAUGUAUUGCCAAACAUUAUCUAUUUGUUGCAUCUUAAAAGAAAAAAGUUGAAUAUCAAACUUCAG
Messenger RNA from Brassica oleracea var. oleracea, 877 nucleotides. RefSeq names its product nuclear transcription factor Y subunit B-9-like. Bases 60 to 752 code for a protein of 230 amino acids. Gene Ontology annotation, molecular function: RNA polymerase II cis-regulatory region sequence-specific DNA binding; protein heterodimerization activity; DNA-binding transcription activator activity, RNA polymerase II-specific. NCBI's taxonomy places the organism in Eukaryota, Viridiplantae, Streptophyta, Magnoliopsida, Brassicales, Brassicaceae. The transcript is spliced from 2 exons. Gene Ontology annotation, biological process: regulation of transcription by RNA polymerase II. Gene Ontology annotation, cellular component: CCAAT-binding factor complex; nucleus. The record is from RefSeq and is a predicted model, not a curated record.